AUGAAGUUCUUCACUGGUCUUUCCAUUGCCACCCUGGCCACCGCGGUCAGCGCUGUCUCCCUCAACCUGAACAAGCGCGACUCUCCCCUGGAUGUCAAGCUUGAGAUGGUCGGCAACACCGAGGUCAAGGCCACCGUCACCAACACCGGUGCCUCUGCCCUCAAGCUCUACAAGGCCGGUUCCUUCUUGGACUCUGCCGCGGUUGAGAAGGCUGAGAUCUACUCUGCUGAGAACCGUGUCAGCUUCGAGGGUGUUCGCCUCCGCACCCUGACCAGCAGCCUCAGCGAGGAUGCUUUCCAGAGCCUCGCUGCUGGUGAGACCAUCGAAGUCACCUUCGACCUCGGCACCACUCACGACCUGAGCACCGGUGGUGCUUUCGAUAUCCUCACCCAGGGUGCCAUCCCCUACGCUGAGGCUGACUCGACCGAGCUCACCGGCGCUCUGUCCUACCUGAGCAACAAGAUCAGCGCCAAUGUCAACGGCGCCGAGGCCUCCAAGGUCCGCCGUGACUUCAGCAAGCGUGCUGCCGUCCAGUCCGACUGCACCGGCACCCGCGGCACUUCUACCCGCACUGCCCUCUCCAACUGCCGCAGCCUCGCUCUUGCUGCCUCGUCGGCCGCUUCCUCCGGCUCCUCCAGCAAGUUCUCCGAGUACUUCAAGACCACCUCUUCCAGCACCCGCAGCGCCGUCGCCGCCACCUUCUCCAAGGUCGCUUCCGAGUGCGGCAGCACCACCAGCGGUGCCUCGGACUACUACUGCACUGACGUCUACGGCUACUGCGAGAGCAACGUCCUGGCCUACACCAUCCCCUCGCUGUCCAUCGUCGUCAACUGCCCCCUGUACUACAGCGCUCUCCCUGCUCUUACCAGCUCUUGCCACUCCCAGGACCAGGCCACCACUACUCUCCACGAGGCUACUCACCUUACUGAGAUCAAGGGCACUGAUGACCUCGGCUACGGCUACAGCGCUGCCACUGCUCUCAGCGCCAGCCAGGCUCUCAACAACGCUGACACCUAUGCUCUGUAUGCCAACGCUAUCUACGCUGGCUGCUAA
Lasiodiplodia theobromae is the source of this 1053-nucleotide messenger RNA. Its product is annotated as Peptidase M35 deuterolysin. The coding region runs from base 1 to 1053 and encodes 350 amino acids. Gene Ontology annotation, biological process: proteolysis. The record is from RefSeq and is a predicted model, not a curated record. Gene Ontology annotation, molecular function: metalloendopeptidase activity. NCBI's taxonomy places the organism in Eukaryota, Fungi, Ascomycota, Dothideomycetes, Botryosphaeriales, Botryosphaeriaceae. The transcript has 3 exons.